AUGGCUGAUCUACUGCAUGCAGAAGGACCCGACUGGCAGCGACAACGACGACUCACUGCUCCUGCAUUCAAUGAGCAAAAGAGUCCCCUAGUCUGGGCAGAGUCUCUUCGACAGGCCGGCGACAUGCUACAGUCAUGGCUCUCACAUGAUGCCAGUGGCUUUACGUCUACCUCUGACGACAUCAGGACACUCGCUUUAGACGUCUUGGCCUAUACAGGCUUCCAGAAGUCGUACGCUUGGCGAAGCAAAAAGGAAGCAGCCAUUGUCGACCAGGCAAUGACCUAUAGAGACUCAUUGUCGAUUAUUCUUGCGAAUGUCUUAACGAUUGUAGUCCUUUCUCCUCGCUUCUUCCAACUCCCAUGCCUUCCACAGCGUCUACGACGUGUGGGUGUGGCUAUCAAAGAAUUCAAGAAUUACAUGCUCUCCCAGAUUACGGAGGAAAGAAGAUUAGAGGCCCUCGGGCACGCAGGCUCUGGAACGCUCGUUAGUAACCUCGUGCGGGCAUCCUCGGAGGAUUCUCAGGGGAAAUCAAGUCAGAUGAAACCUCUAACAAUCGACGAAAUCCUCGGCAAUAUCUUCGUCUUCAACUUUGCUGGGCAUGAUACAACUGCCAUCUCGAUGAAUUAUGCUCUAAUGCUCCUCGUUGCUCGUCCAGACAUCCAAGACUGGAUCGGCGAAGAGGUAAAAUUCUACCUGAAAGACGGUCAAUCAGCCACAUGGAAGUACGAAGAUUCAUUCGAAAAGUUGAAGCGCUGUCGCGCUAUCUUGCUCGAAACUCUUCGUCUCUACAAUCCUCUUCCUGGUAUCAUCAAGUAUACGAGCACCGUACAAACUCUCAAGGUCAAUGGCAAAAGUUUGCACAUUCCAACAAAUACACUCGUAGUCCCCGCUCUGCAAACAUUGCAUACUCACCCCAAAUACUGGGGUGCAGACUCGCUAUCUUGGCAACCAGAGCGGUGGAUUCGCUCCUCUCCGCCAUCUUCACAAACGCAAGGUGACACGCCAAGUAUAUUAAAUGAAGAGCUACUUGAGCCCGAAAAAGGCACUUUUAUCGCAUGGUCAGAAGGCAUGAAGAAAUGUCCAGGCAAGAAAUUCGCGCAAGUUGAGGCAGUCGCUGUUCUAGCAAGACUUUUCCGCGAUCAUCGAGUUGAUCCUGUUCCCAUGAAUGGGUGCAGCACAGCACAAAUGUUGGCUAAGGUGAUGGCUGCUGUUGAAGAUAGCGAUGUCGAACUUCUCUUAGGGAUGCGAGAUCCACGAUCUGUGUCUGUGCAGUGGAGGAAAACUUAA
Molecule: messenger RNA, 1287 nt
Organism: Bacidia gigantensis
Lineage: Eukaryota; Fungi; Ascomycota; Lecanoromycetes; Lecanorales; Ramalinaceae
Exons: 3
Coding region: 1-1287 (428 amino acids)
Molecular function (GO): iron ion binding; oxidoreductase activity, acting on paired donors, with incorporation or reduction of molecular oxygen; heme binding
Source: RefSeq, a predicted model, not a curated record